This is a messenger RNA of Caenorhabditis remanei, 597 nucleotides long. RefSeq lists its product as uncharacterized. The record is from RefSeq and is a predicted model, not a curated record. Bases 1 to 597 code for a protein of 198 amino acids. Lineage: Eukaryota; Metazoa; Nematoda; Chromadorea; Rhabditida; Rhabditidae. The transcript has 5 exons.
AUGGUAUGGGAUAACUUUUUGGGAAGUUUCCGGAAAAUUGCAGGAAGGCUCACCAGUACAGAAGAAGAGACUUUGCAGGAAUGGUACCUUGGGAAGUUGUGCGCAACACGAAAGGAGUUUUGCGGUAGUGGAAGAAAAGCAUUACAGGUGACUUGUGAGAAAACCGGUUAUAAAGAAGCUCAGUGUAGAGGUAUCGUUGAUCAAGUGAUCUCCAAGUUUUGUGAGGAUAAUAAAGACACAGAAGUUUGCAAAAACGAAUCACCCGAGAAGGGCAUCACCGGAGGAAGUUUGGCAGAUGCGGUGACAAAAGCGGCCGCAACAACAAAAGGGAAUAUGAAUAUGAUGUUGAUUGGAGGUGUCGUUGCUGUGAUCCUCUUCCUUGUUAUUGGUGUCGGACUCUAUUUUUUCUGCAUUAACAGCUCUUCCCCACCACCUCCGCCAGCUGCUGCCGCGAAUACGAGAAGUACUCAAUCUGCUCCUAAGAAGAGAAGAAAGAAGCAUAGAAAGAAGAAGACGAAGAAGGAGACAACUUCUGGAGCUGAGUCGACAACGAAGUCGCCUGUCUCAAAAGCAAAGAAGCCGGAAGACAUUGUGUGA